GUUCUUUAAUUUUAUUACUCUUGAUAGGUUAGGAUGUACCUUUCAUUAAAAAAUCAAAAUAUAAUUGUACUCUAUAAUUGCUGGAUGAGUACUCCGUAAUUGCUGGAUGAUUAAAAUAAUUUUUUUAAAAAAAGUAAAAUCGUAGUGUACCCGGGUAUAUAUAAUUAUUUUCAACCUCUAUUAUCAUACGAAAUUUCUACUAAAAUGAUAGGAGAAGAGAAGAAUCAACAGUUGGCUUAAAAAUAAAAAAAAUAAAAACACAUCUCUAAUCCUAUUAAAAUAAAACUAAUUCUUAAGUAUUAAUGGUCGUUCUAAUGUUCUAUCAAUAGCAAUUAAGCUCUCACUAGCUCUAUUCAGUAUAGCUUUUUGGAGUUUCUUUCUGCAGCUUCUUCAGGUGCGUAAGAAUUAAUAAGGUUGUAUUCAAAUCAACUUGGCUUUUUCCUAACUUUGUGGAGGAGAUAUACGGAAUACAACUAUGAUCAAGAACAACGGGGGUGAAUUUGGCGAGUAACAUUUUUAAAACUUGUGAUCCGUUGCACGCACCAAAAAAGGGAAAAAAAGAAUGCCAGAACCAGUAGCUGCAACGAAAACACUUGCUGCUCUAGUUAACGGGUUAGUAUCUCCUUGCAUUCGAGAAGCAUAUGCUCCGUACACUUUUGAAGUACUAGAAGCGAAAUUGAAUCAGUUGAAGGAGAAGCUAAAAACAGGCAAAGAUAAGCUAGAUACAUUUGAACGACAAGUAAACGGGAUUGCAAUCCCUAAUAAUGACGCCAUAAAAUGGAAGAAAGAAGCAAAUGACACCCUCAAAGACGUAGAAGAAAAGAUUAAACGCCUAGAAAACAACAUAGAAGCCACAUGUACGAGUGGCUGCUUGCCUAACUGUUGUCGCAGGCGUGCUGCAAGAAAAUUGAUUCAAGAGGAGAUUGAGAAGAUUGAUAAGCUGAUAGAAAGACAUAAGCCUGUGGUGAAAGGAUACAAGUGGUCUCAUAGUGAUAUUGUGUUGAAGACGCGAGGUGAUGAUGUACAAAAGAUAUGGGAGUGCAUCAGCCUAAGGAAUGAUGUCAAAGUCGUCUGCAUACAUGGAAUCGCAGGUGUUGGGAAGACCGCUGUUGCACAAGCUGUUUGUAACAAGGCUAUGACCGAUGACUAUGAAACAUUUGGUUAUGUUAUAUGGGUGGAAGCUGACUACGGAAUUGAACUCAAGAGUUUCCAAGAGAAGAUCAUGAAGAGUCUUAACAUAGAGAUAAUUGCUGCUGAUGAUAAUAGAGAUAGAGCUACAAAGAUUCGUGAUGAGUUUGUUCGAAGGCAAAAGUGUUUGGUCUUUAUUGAUUUCUUAUGGGAGAAUUUCACCCUUCGAGAUAUUGGAAUUCCAGAGGAAGAAGCUGAGGCAGGAGUAGUUUGCAAGGUUAUAUUGAUUUCCAGGUCACAACUUACGUGUAAUAAGAUUGCCAAAGACGAGUAUUUUGAGAUAAAACCUCUCUCUGAUGGAUGGGAAUUUUUCGAGAAUAGUCUUGGCCGUCCCCUUCCUAAUUUAAAGGGCGAGGCAGUGGAUCUGAUGAAGAAAGCAGUAGAAAAUUGUCAGGGAUUGCCAUCAGAAAUCAUCAUGUUGGCAUAUCAUAUGAGAGGUAUACAUUGUCAAAGCUCGAGUGAGAUUUCUUCUAUACUCGCGCUCAAGGAAAUGUUGAGUAGCCGAACUAAGCCUGCAUCUUCUGCUGAUACACAGUUUAAGAGAUUGGAAUGCAGCUUCAAGAAGCUAGAAAAUACUACCUAUAAAAAUUGCUUUCUGUAUUGUGCCUUGUAUCCAAAAGGUUGUCCUAUCGACGUAGAACAGUUGAUAGACAAUUGGAUAUGGGCAGGUUUGCUAGAUGAGUAUAUUGUAUCACUGCAAGAGAAGAGAAAGAAAGGGAAGAAUAUACUGACAUUACUUAAAACUGCGCGUCUUUUAGAGAAAGCAGACUCCAAUGGCACCAGAGAGACAGUCAAGAUGCUCAGCUUACUAAACGAUAUGGCAGUGAAUUUGAUACGAGGAUCAGGGAUGCUUAUCGAUUCAGGGAAUGAUCUCACAGACUUUCCAUCAAUCGAUGAUCAGAAUGGUGAGAUUCUACGAGCCUCUUUCAUGUACAAUAAACUAGGAGUGCUUAAAAAUCAACCCAAUUGUCCGAAAUUGUCCACAUUGCUACUCCAGAAUAACCCACUUGAUCUUUUUUCAGAUGACUUUUUCACUGGAACCCCAAAUCUCAAAUUACUAGAUCUAUCUUGCACCAAUAUUUAUAACCUCCCAUCAUCAAUUUGUAACCUGAGAUUCCUUCAAGUGCUUUAUUUACGCUACUGCCUCAACUUGAGAUCCCUACCUUGCUUGUCCAACCUCGAAGAACUGAUUGUACUAGACCUUUUCGGAACACCUUUAGAAGAACUACCAUUAGGAAUGGAGAAGUUGAAAAACCUUAGGCGUCUAGACCUUUCCCACUCCAAACUGACCAAAUUCCAAGCUGGAUUAGUGAGUGAAUUAGAAAGUUUGCAAGAAUUGCUUCUCAUGAUGAAUGAUGCUGAGGCUUAUAGUUGGAAAUCGAAACAAAUGAGGUCAAACUCAGGGGAAGCCUAUGUUGAGGAGCUCGCUUAUUUAAAUGACUUGAGGAUUCUACAACUCAAUUUCUUCAACAAAGAGGUGUUUAGUGACUACAUGAAAGCUAUUCCUGGAACAAGGCCACGCCCACGUGCACCUCGUUUUAAGUUCUGUGUUGGUGGAUUCAACAUUAAUGGAAACUUAGGUGAAAACAGUAUAGCAUUCAUUGACGGCUACCCUGUUGGUCAUCAACUUCCAGAAGGAACCUUGGAGCUAUACCUGAGUGCAUGCAGGUCUGGCAGCUUAAGUCCCAGCAACACACUCGAGAAAACAGGCAUCCACUUUCAGAACUUGAAGGUCCUGAAUCUGUAUGAUUGUAGUGGCUUGAACUAUCUUUUCUCUAUAGAGAUGAUGCACUGUCUACGAAGCCUCGAAAAGAUAUUUAUAAGGAAAUGCUGGUCACUUUUGGGGAUCAUAAAGUCUACUGCAAACUCAAGUACCGAUUCACACACAAUUGUUUCCUGCUGUCUUCCAGAAAUACAAGAACUAGUCUUGAUCGACUUGCUACAAUUGGAAAGCAUAUAUGCUGACGGACAGGCACUUGAGUGGCCUGCCUUCCGCCGAUUCUCUGUGUGGAACUGUGACAAGCUCAAGAGUUUGCCAUCGGUCAUAUGUAAAUCUGGGGAAAAUCCUAGAAAAAUAAAGUUUAGAGGAAACUCCAAUUUGGAUGAUACUAGUAAUCUUGAAAUUGAAGAAGCUGAUGUACCUGAAGACAUAGUUUCUUUUGUGAGCACGAAGAAACAAGAAUCGAGUUCACAAUUACUGCCCAACAAUGAUCGAUCAAAUUAUUACAGAAGGAAAGCAACAGAGAGAAAUAGAGUUGCAGCUAUUAUAUCAGAGAAUGAAGAAGUUUUAACCCCUCCUCAGAGCCCUGGCUACAUAGUACGCCGCUUGGAUAAUUUUGCUAAUUUGGCCAGGAUGGCACAGAGACGCAUUGGGGUGCUGUUUAUAAAUUAAUCUGUCGCGACUUAAAAACUUAUGGCAGCAACCAAGAAAUGUGCAGGUUCAGUAACAAUCACAACAGAGGCAUUUUCACUAACUGUGGGCUAAGCAUUGCUGGUCAAGUCUCUAGGGAUCGUUUUACAGGGAUGCUUUUAUCAGCCAAUCGUCUGCAUCAGUCACUGUGUUCUUAUAUAAAUCUCUAGUUGAUUGUGUAUUACUCUUUCGGUCCUUACUUAUCUUUAUAAUGUUGGAUUUUGUUCAAUAAAUUGUGCUUGAUGAGUAAACAUUUAUUAUCAUUACCAUAUAUGAAUUAGACAAACUUGACUCGUACCCUUUUUA
Messenger RNA from Chenopodium quinoa (quinoa), 3904 nucleotides. Its product is annotated as probable disease resistance protein At4g27220. The coding region runs from base 563 to 3580 and encodes 1005 amino acids. The transcript is spliced from 5 exons. Lineage: Eukaryota; Viridiplantae; Streptophyta; Magnoliopsida; Caryophyllales; Amaranthaceae. Gene Ontology annotation, molecular function: ADP binding; protein binding. The record is from RefSeq and is a predicted model, not a curated record.